AUGCAGAUGGCCGAGAACUACUCGCUGUGCCUGCUUCGACCGCCGCUCCCUCCUGAAGACGAUCCUCUGAUGUUCGACCAUCUGAUCAACUCCAUCGCCAUCCCCUUAGUCUGCAUUCCGGGUGUGUUCGCGACCAUCAUCUGCAUGACGGUGUUCAGUCGACCUCAGAUGCGGUCCACGCUCAACGUGUACUUGGCUGGACUGUCCUUGUUCGACUUGUUGUUGUUGGCCAUGUCAUUGUUGAUCUAUCCGCCUAUGAGUUUGUGCAUGAGAACGGUAGGUUUUUUUGAACUUUAAAAUUAUUUUGAACUUUUAAAAGAUUUUAUUUUAAAAUUUUCUUAAAAAUGUUUAUUUAUUUUUUUGGUCAAGAAGUGCGUAGAAACGUCAUUUUGAUGGAAUUUCACAUUUUAUUUGUCUUUUUUCUACUUACUUUUUAACCAAUAAAGCGUUUCGGUAACUUAGUAACAGUAAAAUGAUGUUGUAAAUCAUAUAAACCAUUAAACUCCGGUUCAUACAACUAUAAAUUUCAAAAAAUUGACCAAUAAGACCUAGCUAUAUGCUUAUAAUGCAAUAACUCAUAAUGUACAAGAUGUAUAGACUAUUCCGUAACUUAAAAAAUUCUUUGUGAAGACAAAGACUCUUCCUGCCAGCCGGUUGUUUUUCAUUUCGCUUAACAGUUCAAAAACAAAUUUGGCGGUUAAUCAGGAAAACAAACGCUCUCUCCCCAAACGACGUUAAUAUCAGAGUUUAGUGGUAAUAGGCGGUUGUUUGUGCAAAACUAUAGUAGCUUCUGCUAACAUCAUCAUGUUGUAUGAGGAGAGGAACUAAAACACAGGAACAAACAAUGUGUUUGUAUUAGGUAUAGUACCUUAAGUUACAGUAGGUACUAUAUUGUACAAAUUGUGCAAAAGUAUACAAUGUGGUAGUUAUUCACAAUGUAAGAGCGCCUUUGUAGUACAUAUACUAUGGAAAACUGGGGAUAAUAUCUACUUUAGUACUAUCCUAACACUAUACGCUCUUGAAUAGUUUCAGUACAGUUUAAGACGGAAGAACUAUGGUGCGAUAAGACAACAAUCCAACUCUAAAUGGACGUGUUUAACCCUCACAUGCAACACUAUUCUAGCACCAUCAUAAUAGAAUGGCACGGCUCCAAACCUUAGAGUACUCCUUCCGAGAACUUGUGCAUAAUAAUAGCUUGUUCCCAGAAGACUGCCAUUCUUGUAUGAAUUCAUUAGGGAUAAUAUCAAACUCUGGAGUCGCAGAAUGAUUAACAACAAAUUGCAAAUGAACCGAGUACCGCACUUUGAGGACAUUAAGUAUUCAAUGAAUGCCGAACGGUGCACAACUUCUAAAUGCAUUCGAGAGAUUGAUGAUCUCUCCAAAUUACUAUCAAAUUACUGUUUCGAGGUUGUAAAAAUUGCAAAGGAUAUAAUCUAAAGGAUGGGUAGAUGAGUUCUAGUGUCAUAUUAUGUUUUGUACAAACUUUGUUUGAGGAUACCACAAGUUACAAGUUAAAGCACCCCCAAAGUCUCAAAACAGUGUAAAUUACAGUACUUUGAUGCAUAGAAUUUACAAAAAAAAAUUUUUAUAUAGAAAUUCAAAAAAUUUUUAAAAAAUUGUGAAUCAAUGCCAUCUUUCAGGGUAACCUCUCAAUCUGCCGUUUCUUUUGGCGCACGGCCUUGGUCACAUUCCCAGUAUCACUCGCCAGUCAGACUGCCAGUGUCUGGACUUGUGUAGCCAUCACGGUGGACCGUUUUAUGGCCGUACAGUAUCCAUUGAAAACUAGAAUUGUAUGCACUCCGAACAAGGUAACUGCAUGUUAUUAUAUGUCGCUUACACCUAUAUACACACACUCUUUUUUGUCAAUUUUUUUCAUCUUUUUUAUUGUGUUAGGAUAAGCUGCAAAUACGAUAGUUAUUCUUUGCCAAAACUUUAGUUUAAAGAUACAAAUUACUACCAAAAUGGCAUUAAAAGACGAUUCUACACAUUUUUCGACCAAGAAAUAGUUUUUCUUUAUUAUUUUUCCAAAAAUGCAUCUAAUGUUGAAUAAUUGUGGCAUCGAAUUGGCUCCUUUCAGGCUGCCCUAAUCCUAAUUAUAAUUGCCAGUCUGAGUUUCCUCUACAAAAUGCCUUCAGUCUUCGAAGUUCGGCUGAAUGAAUGUGGCCGGCUGGAGGCCUCGGAGCUGCGCAAGAAUGAAUUAUACAUCACCAUAUACAACACGUAUGGCUAUCUGCUGUUGUUGAUCGCCAUCCCCUGGUCGAUCAUGAUCAUCUUCAAUGUUAUUGUAGUCAGGGCUGUACAUCAAGCAUAUCACAAGCGACAAAGUCUAACGAAGAGCAAAGGCAGGGUGGAUGACAAGGAAAGGCGGUGUACGAUUAUGGCGUUGGUCAUGUUGACCACGUUUAUCUUGUUCAACAUGUUGGCGGGGGUAAAUAACAUUGUAGAAGCGUUCUUCAAAGAAUACGAGGAUUACUAUCGAGAGAGGAUCGCUAUUGGAAACUUGCUGGUUUGUAUCAACAGGUAACAUUUGUCAAUAUUUGACUACAAAACAACAUUUUCUAAACACAAACACAUUUUUUAAAGUAUAUAUAUGGAAACGUCACCUGAAAUGUCAUUAAUCUUAAAGUAGUGCAAUUUUUUUUGAUAAGUACAAAACUGUAGCUAAAUAUAAACAUCAAAAUCUGUUUUCAGUGCCUCAAACAUAUUGAUCUACUCGAUUUUCGGCCGAAAGUUCCGCCGAAUCUGUAUGAAGAUGUUCUGUCCAUGUAUCGACACCCGAGGCUACCUUUGGCUGGCCCCAACGAUAGCCAACCAAAGUGAAUUGGAAUAUAGAAAAGUAAGCAAUUAAUCAUUAACGCCUCAAUGUUUUUAAACUUAUGCUAAAGCAUCAUUUAAAACUAUAUUGUUUUAGAACAGCUCUCCCUCUCGUCGCGGUAGCAGUCUCAAGAGUACCAAAAAGGUGACCGAGACCGAAAUGAUACCCAAAUAUUCACACGCCUCCUCUCUGACGCGAUGA
Bursaphelenchus okinawaensis is the source of this 3016-nucleotide messenger RNA. NCBI's taxonomy places the organism in Eukaryota, Metazoa, Nematoda, Chromadorea, Rhabditida, Aphelenchoididae. The record is from the annotation of a GenBank genome assembly.